Messenger RNA from Cercospora beticola, 2160 nucleotides. RefSeq lists its product as uncharacterized. Lineage: Eukaryota; Fungi; Ascomycota; Dothideomycetes; Mycosphaerellales; Mycosphaerellaceae. The record is from RefSeq and is a predicted model, not a curated record.
ACCUAUUCCGCAACGCAUCAUGGCUGAGACGGCAGCUUUGACGGCGGCCCAAGCGCACGCCCGCAAGGCUGCCGAGGAGACGCAACAGAUCAACUGGACGCAGGCGGCCGAAGAGCAUGGCCAAGCAGCGACAGAAUUCGCGCGAGCGGCGAAAAGCACUGGAGACUCCGAGGCCCUGAGAAUCUUGAAACUACUGGAGGAACAACAUCUCAAGCUCGCAACCAUUAUCAGAGCCCAAGACGCCCCAGAGCCUCAGUCAAAUGCCACCACAGAUGCAACACCCGCGGGUCUCGAUGUAUCCCGACACGAUUUUGCGAGGGCAGAUACGAUCGCAACUUCCCCAUCCUCGGUGAAUGAUCCUGCCUCGCCAAAGUCAAAACCAACCACAUCUGCUCUAGCCGCAGCACGAUUCGGUAGUGCUGUCCGCGACUCAUCUCCCUCUUUAGCACGAGACAUCGCGUCCAGGCGUGGAAUUCCACAGCCGGGACGAAAUCCACCAUCAGCGGCAGCCCAAGCCCGAGCACGACAACUAUCGCCCGAGUCCCAUCGCAGAACCCGAUCAGGACCCAGUCCUGCUCCCAAGGUUCCGCCCUCAGUCAUGGACAGCCAAACUCUGAAGCCAGCUCGCGACCCGAAAAAAGUAGAAGACGACGAUGCUUUUGCCAAGUUCUACAGCAGCAUCACUACGGGCACGAUGACAAAACUUUCUUCUGUGCUCGCAUAUGCUGGUCUACCACUAACUGCAGACGACGUGAAGAUUGACCCACCAACGCCACAAAAAUUGACGCAAAGGACAGUGCCGGCGAGCGAUUCCCCAGAUGUCAAGAAGAUCUUCUCGAAAGCUGCUCUCGAGGCUAUCGAAGAUGAGCAUCGCCAACGCGGCCACCACGGCCAUGCCUUCGGUCCUGCCGAGAGCUUUUACGUAGUGCAAACUGGUGGAGGCACCUACUCCUACGCCGACAUCGCUAAAGCACAACAACAGCAACAGCUAGAAGGUAUCGAUGAGGACGAUGAAGAAGCAUUCGUGGAUGCUCGCGAAGCCCAAACGUCACCCAAACACAGCCGCUUCUCCUCGCGAGGUGGUGGACCACGAGACUCCUUUGGCAAAUCACGCACGCAAGAGGAGCUGGAACUGGAGAAUGUCACACUCAAGCACACACUGGAACAAUUGGCAACUCGAUUAUCAGAAUUCGAGACCCAUGCUCAGGAUGCUUCGAUGGCAGCUUUGACCCAAAGCAUGGCCAGCAUUCAGGGCCAUGCUCCGCAAGGAGGAACCGAUCCUGCGCUUAUAGCACGCUUGCGGCAGGUCGAGCAACAACUAGAACAGAAGGCAGAGGAAAUGCAAAAGAUACAGAAUCUCGCGGUGAAGCAGGAGAAGACUUUGAAGAAGUAUCAGUCAAAGUGGGAAGAGAUCAAGCAGAGUGCUCGAGCUAAAGAGAGAGCGAAGGCGGAGAAGAGUGAGAAGGCGGCAGAAGUGCCGGCUGGGGUCAUGGAGAGUACCUAAUCUGUCCGUUGCUCUUGGUCCACAGCAAGUCUGCUGGGAGUGUGUCGCUGCUGGACAGCUGUCAGAACCAACACAUAGGCAGCUGGCCUGACCCGUUGAGGUUGCUCCUCAGAGUGAGACCCCUGUCAUGCUUGGAUAUCACUACCGAUCAUCACUAUCGCUUCUCUCCAGUAGUUCUUGACCCGCAAGGCCUCUACAGAGAGUUGUGUCUGUUGCGAUAUCUUUCUGCUUCCAUCUGAAUGCCAUGCAUGAUCAUUUCCAGCAUAACCCAUGCUGCCGAGCAAACCCUGAUGACCAGUCCAGUUGAUUAUCUCCGUCAAGCUGUUCCCGCACCAAUCUGGAGAAACCACAUGUCCUUCGCAGGCCUCUUCUAGGCGCGUGCUGUAAGACUAGGCUGCGCACAAUGCGCGGACGUGCCGUGCGCUGUGCAUAUGAUGUUUGGUGAGACUCGUGCAUGGUCAUAUGUCCAGAGCGAGGUAGAUUGAGCAGCAGAACCUCAAUCCGUCUCCAUCUUCGUCUCAAAAUAGCUCGUGACAGCAUCCACAAGAUCCUGUUUCUUUCCAGUGGCGCCUACACUCUUGCUCUUCAACCACGUUUUCAGAUCAUUCACUUUGAACUUCGAUAAAGUCUCCUUCUCAUAGGCGCUUCUCAUGUCA